Vigna radiata var. radiata (mung bean) is the source of this 1032-nucleotide messenger RNA. RefSeq lists its product as uncharacterized. The record is from RefSeq and is a predicted model, not a curated record. Bases 1 to 1032 code for a protein of 343 amino acids. The transcript has a single exon. NCBI's taxonomy places the organism in Eukaryota, Viridiplantae, Streptophyta, Magnoliopsida, Fabales, Fabaceae.
AUGAGAAGCAUUGGGUUUGAGAAGUGUAUUUCUAAACAUGGAGUGUAUGUUCAGUGUUAUCAGCAAAAUGGGAUAAAAGAGAAGUUGAUAGUAUGCUUAUAUGUGGAUGAUCUGCUAGUUACAGGAAGUAGUGUUGGGAGAAUUGUUGAUUUCAAAGUCCAGAUGUUACAGGAGUUUGAAAUGAGUGAUUUGGGUCAACUUAGUUACUUUCUUGGGAUUGAAUUCACCAAAACUGAUGAGGGUAUGUUGAUGUAUCAACACAGAUAUGCUUUGGACAUGUUAACUAAGUUUAACAUGCUUCAUUGCAACUCUGCUAAUACUCCAACAGAGGUUGAUUUGAAGCUUGAGAAAGAUCCUGAGGAAGAGGUUGUAGAUCCUACCGAAUAUAGAAGAAUGGUUGGAAGCCUAAGGUAUUUGUUCAAUACUAGGCCAGACAUCAGCUAUAGUGUGGGCUUGAUUAGCAGAUACAUGCAGAAUCCCAGAGUUUCUCAUCUGAAUGUUGUUAAAAGAAUUUUGAGGUACCUAAAAGGUACUUACAAGUAUGGAAUACUGUUGACAAAAGGUGAACCAGGAGGAGAGGUACGAGUCAUAGCUUACUCAGACUCAGAUUGGUGUGGAGAUAAGGGUGAUAGGAAAAGCACUGUUGGGUAUGUGUUUUUCUUGGGAGGAGCACCAAUUUUGCGGAGCUCUACUAAGGAACCAGUUGUGGCCCUUUCAUCUUGUGAGGUAGAAUAUAUUGCUACAUGUGAAGCCUCGUGCCAGGCAGUUUGGUUGUGUUCACUGAUAAGGGAAUUGAAGAUUGAAGCAAAGGAGAAGGUCAGACUGCUUAUGGACAAUAAGUUAGCCAUAGACUUGACCAAGCAUCCUACAUCUCAUGGUAGGAGCAAACAUAUUGAGACUCGGUUCCACUACAUCAGGGAACAAGUCAGCAGAGGGAAGAUUGAAGUGGUAUACUACAGAUCUGAAGAUCAGAUCACAGAUGUACUCACUAAAGCUUUAAAAAAUGAACGCUUUCUAACUCUUAGAAAGUAG